CUCCAGAGAGAACCUGCCCAGCAGAAGGCCUGGGCCUUGGGACUCUAGCAGGUCCGGGCCCGCCCCUAUGGCUGCUUCGCAGUCCCUGCCCAUUUACUUUGGGUCUGGGAGAUGGAGCGGCGGUUACCAUCAAGGUUUCAUUCCAGCAUCUGCUGUUGCCACCACUACUAGUUCAAGCACCAUGUUUUUUACCUCGAUAUCAAGUGCUUUUGCCUCCACUGCUGCUACCAGGAUGUCAUCUACAGUUUCAACGAGUACCACCAGCACUAUCACCACCACUACCACUACCACAGUCACCAGUGACUUUACCCAGAAUCUAAAACCGGGGACAUCAACUGGGAUUAAUACCACCGUUGCAGUUGGUGUCACUUCUGUACCUUUUACUUCGACUGUUAAUGCAAUAGUAACUCCCGUGAUGGCAUAUGGUCAGCUGGAGAAUCUGUUGAACAAUUGGAGACUUGAGCUAGAGGAUUAUGAGAAACACAUUCUUCACCAUGCCACCCAUGUCGAUGCUUGGGAACGUGCAUUGAUUGAUAGUGGUGAGAAGAUUACUACUUUAUAUGGAGAACUGGAAAAAGUGAAACUGGAUCAGAAAAGGUUGGAAGAAGAACUGGAUUUUAUCCUGUCAGAGCAGAAGGAGCUAGAAAAUCUUUUGAUAUCUUUGGAGGAGUUUCUGAAGGACCAGAGCAGGCCCAGGCCCUUUUAUCUGCAGUAUGCAGAUGAGGAGCGUGAGAGGAUUUACAGAUUAGCAGAAAGUAUAGAAGCUCAACUGAAACAAAUGUCCCAAGAUCUCAAGGACAUUAUUGGUCACCUGAAUUCAUUGGGAAGUCCUGCUGAACCUACUGACCCGCUCCAGAAGAUCUGCAAAAUUCUGAAUGCUCACAUGGAUUCUUUGCAGUGGAUUGAACACAAUUCAGACAUGCUGCAGAGAAAGGUAGAAGAGAUAACAGUGUUACAAGCAGCAGCAUACAAUGUCAAGAUGGCUUUUGAUUAAAUAACCAUAUCUUCAGCAUGUUGUUUUUGGAUUAUUUGUUACCUGCCAAUUCUGAUGAUUUUUAAUAGAGCAGUAUUUACAGUUGCUAUUUCAUCUUUGGUUGCAAUAAAGUGUGUGCAUGUAUUUGUUUGUUAGCUUUUCAUUUAAAUAUUGUGCUGUUGAGAAUUAUGUAGACUAUAGUUUUGCUUUUAGUGAUAGCAAAUCAAAAUGAUAUUAGCCCCUUUGUCCAGGCAGCAACCUAUUAGAUGUUGACUUUGUACGUAAUUUGUAUCUUACUCCCUAGAUUUCACAUCAUACCACCAAUAUACAUCAUCCUUCUCAUUCCAACCAAAUCAUAGACGUUUGCCAAAAACUAUAUGCCAACCAGUCUUUACUAUGGGCCUGUUACAUUCAAUGCAUAGUGCUAGAUACUAUAAAGUCACUCUCCUCUCUAAGGAACUUAUUGUGUAGUUUGAGACAUAAUUAAUGCCCAUCUGUAUAAAAAUAAUAAAAAAAUACAAGGAAGUGUGUUACGAAUUACAGAAAGUUAUAGAAAUUCAGAGAAAGGAGGAAACGUUAGGGUAGAUUUAGGACUUGAGGUUAUUUUAGAAAGGAUAAGGGUCAGGCAAUUCAGUUAUUUCUUAUGUAUAGAUAUACUGAUGUUUUAUUUGGUUUUAGCAUAUGAUUUAUAGUUUUUGGGUUUUGUUUAUCUGUUUGUUUUUCAAGAAAAAGCCUUGUUCUUAGCUUUGGAACAGUCUAGUCUCUGGUCUUUCAUGUUUCACCUAAGUCAUAAAUAAAGAUGAUGUUUUAAAAAAUAAAAGUAUAACACCAAAAUAAUUAAAAUUUUUUA
Molecule: messenger RNA, 1823 nt
Organism: Cynocephalus volans (Philippine flying lemur)
Lineage: Eukaryota; Metazoa; Chordata; Mammalia; Dermoptera; Cynocephalidae
Gene: NUP62CL
Product: nucleoporin 62 C-terminal like
Exons: 9
Coding region: 68-994 (308 amino acids)
Biological process (GO): protein import into nucleus; RNA export from nucleus
Cellular component (GO): nuclear pore; nuclear pore central transport channel
Molecular function (GO): phospholipid binding; structural constituent of nuclear pore
Source: RefSeq, a predicted model, not a curated record